AUGCCCUCUGAAACAGAACCCCUCCUCCCGCGCUACGAGGACGACACCUCGCGCCAGCGUCGCCUCCACCAGAAACUCCACUCCUACCAGAUGCUCCGUGCUCUCUCCGAGGGGUACAUGCCAACAACGGAACAAACAAUCGCCAACCUACGCACUCUCCUUGCUUCGGACGUCCUGAAUCUUCGAAAUCAGGACAUCGGUUCCCACGGCCGUCAGCUCGUUCGCAACGCACGACUGUGGUUGACUACCUUCAUCGAGCUGCUACUGGAGAAGAAUGGUGAUGACCAGCUCCAGGAGUUCCUGUGGCACGUGGCGCGGUCGCGUGUGGAGAUUGACGGGGAUAGAGUGUCGCAGCAGGCCGCACAUGUGAAGGCGCGUGCUGAUACUAGAGCGGCAUACGAAAGUUUUCGGACGGUGGGGAACUUGCUGUUGACAAAUGCGGAUUUCAGAUUGUUCGUCGAUGAUGUCGCUACAGUUGGGAAGCAGAUCUUUGCUGAUACUGCGAAGUCGCUUUCUGAGACAUCUAAGCUGGUCGCGGAGCAGGUGAAACCUUCGAAGAAUGAGGAGGAGGCUUUGAUGGGGGCGGGAGCAGAUGAGGGGCGUGAGGUCUCAAAGGAGGAAAUAAAGGAGGAAGUUGCCCAGGUUGCGGCGGUUGCUGGGGAGGGCAUUGCUCAGACUGGUGAAGAGGUGGUGAAGAGUGCAAAAGAGCAUUUUACAGGCCGAGAGAGGGAUACGCUUCUGUUUCGGCUGAAGAAAACUGUUCAGCAAUUGAGGCAGAGGACUGAUUAUUCGGAUUCUGUGUCGACGCUUGCGCAGAUGGUUCAGCGAUAUGCUAUGUUUUAUGCAAAUGCCGCCGAGGAUACGGCUUCGACAGCUGGGGAGACUGUCGAGGUUAAUGCCGAUCUGAAGCAAGCGGUGGAUCAAUUCUGGGGUUUGCUUCGCAGGUUCGGCAGUGCGAAGGAAUGGGAGCAGCUUCAGAAGAGAUUCCAGGAUAUUAUGCGCCACGCAAACAAAGACCCCGAAUUUGAGCAGCUGAUGGGAGAAGUUGGCACAUCGCUGCAGGAAAUGCUUACCGAUCCCGAGUUCUUCGAUUCCGCCCCACAGAAGCUCGAUGAAUUACAGAAGCAAUCGGAAAAGGUGGGCUCAGAGUCUGGGCUCCGCGAGGACAUUGUGGAGUUCCUGGCACAGACCAAGCGGACUUUACGCGCGGUACCUGACGAUCCUGCGGUGUCCAAGUUGGUCGCUGCUACCACGAAGCUAUACCAUGAUGCAUGGACUGCAUACAACGACAAGGGCACCGAUUUGCCAGCCGAUAUGGUCAAUGUCAUCCUUCCUGUCGUUCUGCGCAUGAUUCAGUAUGUGCCUAUUCCCCGCCUGGAAGUUGCGGCUCCCGAGAUGGAUCUUCUUCUGGAAAAUCUGAUCCUGGAGCCGGGCCGUACUAUUGUCAAAAAACACUCGAAACGGACCCAAACAGACAUCAAGACUGUCUUCAGUGUGACAGCCCACGGUCUAAACAUAAGUGCCCAGGACUUCGGAUAUUGGCUGAAGACUCACACGUUCUUCUGGCACAUGAAGGAUGAAGGCAUCGCCAGCUUCUAUCUUGACCGCCGAGGUAUUGAUAUUAGCCUAGAGGUAGAGGUCGGUCGCGGGAGCCUGGAGCAAAUAUUCACACUCCGCAACGUUCGAGUGCGUAUCCACAAGCUCGACUACAAGGUCACGCGAAGCAAGUGGAAGUUCCUUCUGUGGCUCACCAAGCCAUUCCUCAAACAUCUCGUCCGCCGAGUCCUCGAAAAGAAAAUCGCCGAAGAGAUUGUAAGCGCUGCCCACGUCUUGAACCGGGAAUUGAUAUUUGCCCGCGAGCGUCUGCGUGCCACUCGUAUCGCCAAUCCGGAGGACUUGGGAACAUUUGUGCGCGCCGUGAUCGCACGAUUGAAGCCCGCGGACUCCGACGUUGAAGCUCGGAUUGCUAUUGAGCCACCCAAGUCUGGCGUCUUCAAGGGUAUUUAUGCUCCCGGUAGCAUUGUUAAGACCUGGCAUGACGAGGCCACCCGAGCUCAGGAGGCGAUUGAGGAUGGCGAUGAAACUCACGGUCUGGGACUGACCUGGCGCAACGAUAUCUUCGACGUUGCUGGAACACGUUGA
Messenger RNA from Penicillium maclennaniae, 2142 nucleotides. RefSeq lists its product as uncharacterized. Gene Ontology annotation, molecular function: lipid binding. The transcript is spliced from 3 exons. The record is from RefSeq and is a predicted model, not a curated record. The coding region runs from base 1 to 2142 and encodes 713 amino acids. Lineage: Eukaryota; Fungi; Ascomycota; Eurotiomycetes; Eurotiales; Aspergillaceae.